GCCCUUGACGUCAUCGCUGCGCGCGCGCGGCGCCGUCAGCGCAGGCGCAGAGGGCGCGGCCGUGGCGUAGUCGUGGUCCUGCGUUGCCUCUGAACCCCACCAGUAAGCAGCAGGAACGUGAUUUUGGUAAUGACGGUGGAACAGAGUCCAGCGACUUCCCUCAUUGACAGGACCAUCAAGAUGAGGAAGGAGACUGAGGCACGGAAGGUGGUCUUGGCCUGGGGACUACUUAACGUGUCUGUUGCAGGCAUGAUAUACACUGAAAUGACUGGAAAACUCAUAAGCUCCUAUUACAACAUAACAUACUGGCCACUCUGGUAUAUUGAGCUUGCACUUGCCUCUUUGUUCAGCCUGAACGCCUUAUUUGAUUUCUGGAGGUACUUCAAAUACACGGUGGCACCAACGAGCUUGGUGAUGAGCCCCGGACAGCAGACCCUGCUGGGGCUGCAGAAUGCAGCGGUACAGACAACUCCACCCCGUGAGCUGGCAGCAAAGAAAGCCCCUUCUUCGACGCCUUCUCCUCCAAUCCAGGGGCAGAGCGUGCUGAGCUACAGCCCGUCCCGCUCCCCAAGUGCCAGCCCCAAGUUUGCUACCGGUUGUAUCACAGGGUACAGCCCUCAGCUGCAGGCUCUGUCAAACAACAGCGCUUCCUACAGCAGUAACCUCACCUACUCACCAAGCAGCAGCUACAGCAAGAUGUCCAGCUUCAGCCCAUCUCCUAGUGGAUCACCGUACCCUGCGAGUAUCGGACCGAUGGAAAGCGGAGGGCUGAGGUCUCGGUACCGCUCCUCACCCAUUCUGUAUAAUUCUCCUGCUGGCAAAGAAGACUACAUGACAGACCUCAAGUCACUGGACACCUUCCUUCGAAGUGAAGAAGAGAAACAGCACCGAGUUCAACUGGGAAGUUCAGAUUCCAGCUCUCCUUCCAGCAGCCCAACGUUUUGGAACUACAGCCGUUCCAUGGGAGACUACGUGCAGAUUCUGAGAAAGUUCCAGUAUCAGCUGGCUUGCAGGUCCCAGGCUCCAUCAGCACACAAAGAUGAAGCUGAUCUGAGCUCGAAACAGGCUGCAGAAGAGGUUUGGGCGCGGGUGACGAUGAAUCGACAGCUACUUGAUCACAUGGAUUCCUGGACCGCUAAGUUCAGAAACUGGAUUAAUGAAACUAUUCUCGUGCCGCUUGUCCAAGAGAUCGAGUCUGUGAGCACUCAGCUGAGAAGAAUGGGGUGUCCGGAGCUGCAGAUCGGAGAAGCCAGCAUCAGCAGCCUGAAGCAGGCAGCACUCGUCAAAGCUCCGCUCAUUCCUACCCUGAACGCUAUCGUGCAGUACCUGGAUCUCACACCCAACCAGGAAUACCUGGUCGAAAGGAUCAAAGAGCUUUCUCAGGGCGGAUGCAUGAGUUCCUUCCGAUGGAACAGAGGAGGGGAUUUCAAAGGCCGUAAGUGGGACACUGACCUGCCCACCGACUCUGCUAUCAUUAUGCAUGUGUUCUGCACUUACCUUGACUCCAGGCUGCCCCCUCACCCCAAGUAUCCCGAUGGCAAAACCUUCACUUCCCAGCACUUCAUUCAGACGCCAGAUAAACCAGACACUUCAAAUGAAAACGUGUUUUGCAUCUACCAAAGCAGCAUCAACCCACCCCACUACGAGCUGAUCUACCAGCGCCACGUCUACAACCUGCCCAAGGGCAGAAACAACAUGUUCCACACCUUGCUCAUGUUUCUGUACAUCAUAAAGACAAAAGAAUCCGGGAUGCUUGGGCGUGUAAAUCUUGGCUUGUCGGGAGUCAACGUCCUGUGGAUUUUUGGAGAAUAACAACAACUCUGGCGGGAUUCCAGGCCAGAAGAGCGAUGAUCUGGUCUGGCUUCUCCGGCAAGACAAACCGAGCAGGAUUGUUGCGUUGCUGACUUGAACACAGACCUUCUCUGAAACGAGAUAAUUCAAGCUCUGCUUUGUGGGCAGAGGGGAAGCGUUUGUAAUUCCUCCGUGGGUUUUGUGAACGUAUUCUUUAAAAUGUUUUGCUGUUGCAGUGCUCCUACAUACGAAUUCCAGGCAGGUUUUCUCUUUCCAGCCCUUCACCUGAGCGCGUCCUGCUUAGCAGGCCCUUUGCUGUUUGUGUUGCGUGUACCAUUCCCUGCCAGAUCUGUUUUUGUUGCUACUAUUAAGGAUGAUAAGAAAAACAUUAAUUUUUAUCCCUGACUGCUGCUAAAAUUGGGUGUCGUGACCCUGCCGGCUGUGUCAGGUCUCUUUGUUGUGGCUGUAAAGGAAAGAGAAAACCAUGCUGCUUUCAGUAUGUAAGGUGUUUUUUAAAAUAUAUUUUUAUUUUUAUAAGCAAAAUAAGCAUGCCAGGCACAUGUGACUGUCUUAUGAGCUAUGAAACACUGUGGGCAUCUUGAGAACAACCGCGACAUUACCCUGCCUUUGCUUUUUAAUUUUUUAAAUUAUUUAUUUUUUUUAACCUCUCAUCAGCUUUUCUGCUAGUAACUUCUCCUUCUGGGGGCCAUACAGCCUGGCGCACAGCUUCAGCAUCUCGCUGUGAGACCAGGCCGUAUAAACUCAGCCCUGCUUUGGAAUGGACCUUUUGGGGAAAAACACUAGCCUUUGUUUCAAAGAAGGGGUCCUGGAAUUUUUGCCAAAAAAAAAACUUUUUUUACAUGGGAAUGGGGGAGAAUCUGUUUGGAGCUCUGGCAAAGCAGGGUUUCAGAAGCGGACGUAGUUUGUUAUUUUUAUAAACAGGGAUAAAAAUUCAUUGCUGAUGGUUUUUGUGGGCUUAAGGCAAGGAUGUCGCCUCGUUUCCCUCUCUGUCUCAGCGACCAGCCGACCCUGGUGUUACUGUAAACUGCCAAAAAAAACAUUUGUAUGUCGAGGAGGGAGAAUUACACGGGCCUGUCACUGGAGCAAAACGCGGUACGCUUGGCUAUGAAAAUAUAUUUUUGUACCGUG
Cygnus atratus (black swan) is the source of this 2940-nucleotide messenger RNA. RefSeq names its product transmembrane protein 209 (gene TMEM209). NCBI's taxonomy places the organism in Eukaryota, Metazoa, Chordata, Aves, Anseriformes, Anatidae. The transcript has 16 exons. The coding region runs from base 130 to 1812 and encodes 560 amino acids. The record is from RefSeq and is a predicted model, not a curated record. Gene Ontology annotation, cellular component: membrane.